AUGUCGACCACCAAUAGUCAUCUCCACGACGACUCCAAGCCCGCAUCGACACCGAGCUCCAAGCCCUCGUCCAUCAAAUCCCACGAUGCAGCCAAAUCCAACGUGACGACGCCUGACCACUCGGGUCGUGCCCCCAACGGUUCGCCCUUUUCGCCACCAGACGCCGACUCCUCGCUCAAGCCGCACCAGGAGAAGGCCCCGUUGAAGGAGAGACUUACGCGCAUGUUCUCCAGCAAGGAGGUGUCCAAGACCAGUAGUGCCGCGAGCAGCGUCACCAGCGAUUCCGCCGGGCGGCCUAGAGGGGCGUCCUUGAACGGGCCCCCUACGUCGUCGCAGCCCAUGUCACGCAAAGAGUCUGCUUCCGAUCAGGGCAAAGCGGCAGUGGCCACGCCCGCCGUUGCGAAGAAGGAGCCGACGCAGCGCUUCAUGCUCAACCCAAGUGCCCCCGGUGGUCAUGAGCAUCACUUAAAGUCAAGUCGCCGUCAAGAAAAGCUCAGCGACCUCUGGCGCAGCCUCAUCGGCAAGAAACACGAAACGCCAGAAAACGACCUCUCGCUCGUCUCGAGCUGGGUCGACACGCUCAAGCAGGAGAGAGAGGACGCCGCGUUGGACAAGAAGCAUGGUGGUCCCAACGCAUCGCCCACGCUGGUCGAGAAGUACGGAAAGUGUCAGGAAAUCGUGGGCCGCGGUGCGUUUGGCAUCGUGCGCAUUUCACACAAGAAGAUCGGUCCCAACGGUGAACGACUGUUUGCCGUCAAGGAGUUCCGCCGGCGCCCCGAGGAGACGGAGAAGAAGUACAGCAAGCGCCUCACGGCCGAAUUCUGCAUCUCGUCCUCGUUGCGCCACCCCAACGUCAUCCACACGCUCGACCUCUUAAAGGACGCCAAAGGCGACUACUGCGAAGUCAUGGAGUUCUGCGCGGGCGGUGAUCUAUACUCCCUCGUGCUCUCCAGUGGCAAACUCGAGGUCCAAGAGGCCGACUGCUUCUUCAAGCAGAUGAUGAGGGGCGUCCAGUACCUGCACGAGAUGGGCGUGGCGCACCGGGACUUGAAGCCCGAGAACCUACUCUUGACCACAAGAGGUAGUCUGAAGAUUACGGACUUUGGCAACGGCGAGUGUUUCCGCAUGGCCUGGGAGACGGACGCCCACAUGGUCUCGGGCCUCUGCGGCUCCGCCCCGUACAUCUCCCCCGAGGAGUACGUGGACAGGGAGUUUGACGCGCGCGCCGUCGACGUGUGGGCUUGCGGUGUUAUCUACAUGGCAAUGCGCACCGGUCGUCACCUGUGGCGCGUAGCAAAGAAGGACGAGGACGAGUUCUACGCUCGCUACCUCGAAGGGCGCCGUGACGAAGAAGGUUACGGCCCCAUUGAAUCACUGUCGAGGGCUCGUUGUCGUAAUGUCAUCUACUCGGUCCUCGACCCCCACCCCACCAGACGUCUCACCGCUGGCCAGGUCCUCAAGUCGGAAUGGGUGCGAGAAAUCACACUCUGCAAGGCUGGCGAGGAAGGCCUGUAA
Molecule: messenger RNA, 1515 nt
Organism: Emericellopsis atlantica
Lineage: Eukaryota; Fungi; Ascomycota; Sordariomycetes; Hypocreales; Bionectriaceae
Product: kinase domain-containing protein
Exons: 2
Coding region: 1-1515 (504 amino acids)
Biological process (GO): intracellular signal transduction; intracellular monoatomic cation homeostasis; protein phosphorylation
Molecular function (GO): ATP binding; protein serine/threonine kinase activity
Source: RefSeq, a predicted model, not a curated record